ACGCGCGCGCGCUGCCUUUCAUACUGCUGUGUUGGCGGGGACACGUAACGCGUCUAUAGUCAACGGAGCCAAAAGUCUUUUUCCGCGCCUUUCGCGUUGAUAAUUCACCCAUUUUCUUUUUGCAUUUUCGAAAGAGUUUAUUCACGACUAAACCAAAAUGCGUGAGUGCAUCUCCAUCCACGUGGGCCAGGCUGGUGUGCAGAUUGGCAAUGCAUGCUGGGAAUUGUACUGCUUAGAGCAUGGUAUCCAGCCUGAUGGCAAUAUGCCAAGCGAUAAGACCAUUGGUGGCGGGGACGACUCCUUUAACACUUUCUUCAGUGAGACUGGCUCUGGAAAGCAUGUGCCACGAGCUGUGUUUGUGGAUCUGGAGCCUGCUGUCAUUGAUGAGGUGAGGACUGGCACCUACAGGCAGCUUUUCCACCCAGAGCAGCUCAUCUCUGGGAAGGAAGAUGCAGCUAAUAAUUAUGCCCGUGGCCACUAUACUGUUGGCAAGGAAAUCAUUGACAUGGUUCUAGAGCGUGUCCGUAAACUGACUGACCAAUGUACUGGCCUCCAAGGAUUCCUGAUCUUCCACAGUUUUGGUGGAGGCACUGGUUCAGGUUUCACUUCCUUGCUGAUGGAGCGCCUGUCUGUUGACUAUGGCAAGAAAUCCAAGCUGGAAUUUGCCAUAUAUCCAGCACCUCAGGUCUCUACUGCUGUUGUGGAGCCAUACAACUCCAUCCUCACCACACACACCACAUUGGAGCACUCAGACUGUGCCUUCAUGGUGGACAACGAGGCAAUCUACGACAUCUGCCGUCGCAACCUGGACAUCGAGAGGCCAACAUACACCAACCUGAACCGGCUCAUUGGCCAGAUCGUGUCCUCCAUUACAGCGUCCCUGCGCUUCGAUGGAGCUCUCAAUGUUGACCUGACCGAGUUCCAGACCAACUUGGUGCCAUAUCCUAGAAUCCACUUCCCCCUGGUCACCUAUUCUCCAAUCAUCUCAGCUGAGAAGGCCUACCAUGAGCAGCUGUCUGUUGCUGAGAUCACAAGUGCCUGCUUUGAACCUUCCAAUCAGAUGGUGAAGUGUGACCCACGCCAUGGCAAGUACAUGGCCUGCUGUAUGCUGUACCGUGGAGAUGUGGUGCCUAAGGAUGUGAAUGCUGCCAUUGCCAACAUAAAGACCAAACGUUCUAUCCAGUUUGUGGACUGGUGCCCAACUGGAUUCAAGGUCGGCAUUAAUUACCAGCCACCUACAGUGGUUCCUGGAGGAGAUCUGGCAAAGGUGCAGAGAGCCGUGUGCAUGUUGAGCAACACCACGGCCAUCGCUGAGGCCUGGGCACGUCUGGACCAUAAGUUUGACCUGAUGUAUGCCAAGCGUGCGUUCGUGCACUGGUACGUGGGUGAGGGUAUGGAGGAGGGUGAGUUCUCCGAGGCCAGAGAGGAUCUUGCCGCUCUUGAGAAAGAUUAUGAAGAGGUUGGCACAGAGUCUGUUGAAGAUGAAGAGGAAGGAGAAGAGUAUUAAUCUUCAGGAAUUUAGUGGUAGAAGCACUUACCUCUGUCAGCUUGUCCCAAAAGGGAAGGGAACUAACGUCUGUCUUUUUUUCCAUGUUUGUUAUUGUUAGUGCAAGUCAUUCCAUUUACAUUUCUUUUCCAGAGUUCAAGUAAUUGCUGAAUUACCAAAGAUAAUUUGGUUUUAUUUGGCAUUGUUCUUAACACUGCUACCUGUCUACAUGGGUAUGUUUCUACCAGCUGUGCAAUGUUUCUGAAUAAAUUCCCUUUGAAUGA
This is a messenger RNA of Hemibagrus wyckioides, 1770 nucleotides long. It is a transcript of the gene tuba5, whose product is annotated as tubulin alpha 5. NCBI's taxonomy places the organism in Eukaryota, Metazoa, Chordata, Actinopteri, Siluriformes, Bagridae. Gene Ontology annotation, biological process: microtubule cytoskeleton organization; mitotic cell cycle. The coding region runs from base 158 to 1507 and encodes 449 amino acids. Gene Ontology annotation, cellular component: microtubule; cytoplasm. Gene Ontology annotation, molecular function: GTP binding; structural constituent of cytoskeleton. The transcript is spliced from 5 exons. The record is from RefSeq and is a predicted model, not a curated record.